AUUAUGUCAAUCGAAACUUUUUUCUAUGAAAAGAAAAACAUAGUUUAAAAAAACAUAACGUCAUCAUUAGAAAUAGAAAUGCGUUUGAAAUAUGACAGCAUGUUUAUAUCUUAUGCAAAAUUUGAGAAUAGAGGAAACCGUUCUACAUUGAUAUUUUGGAUUCCGAUAUAUGUUUAGGUCCCAGCUAACUGAAUGUCCUGGAGCAAUCCCAGGCCAGGACAGAAAGUUUGGGUGUGAAAAAAAUUAUCUUAAAAUAUGAUUGACUCACAAAAAAUAUUGCUAGUUUCACCUGAACAUCACUAUAUAAACUCGUGUCAAUGAUUGGACCAUUAGAAGGCUAGGUAAACUGUUGUAGAAAUAGAACCAAUUUGAAAAAAAAAAACGACAACUGGUUGCCUACACAAAAUGGAGGGGUACAAUUUAGAAAACCUACAGUCAGACUUGAGGAUCGAGCUUGUGAAUGGCCUAACAGGAGAGAAUGUUGAGUCGGUGAAGGAUCUGAUGUCUCGUUAUAAAAGUGACCCCCGGGAUUGGAAGGACAUGGAGAAAUGGAGCGAUAUCAAGUACACAAGGACUUUGCUGGACAAAGGUAACGGCCAUUAUAAUCUGAUGAUUCUGUGCUGGAACGUUGGACAGGAGAGCCCCAUACACAACCACCCCAACUCACACUGCUUCAUGAAAACACUAGAGGGUGUGGUCCACGAGGAGCUCUACAGGAAACCGGAUAUGACGUCGUGUCAAUGUUCAUGCGGAUGCAAGAUGGAGAAGAUUGGAGACAGGGACUAUGCAGUAAAUGACGUGGCCUUAAUAACUGACAAAGAUGGCGUGCACAGAGUUGGAAACAGAAGUCACGUGGACAGAGCCGUGACGCUACAUCUCUACUCGCCGCCAUUUACCACGUGUCACAAGUAUGACGACGAUACGAGCAAAGAGACGGAGGUCCCCAUGGGAUUCGAUCAGGACUUCAGUGGUCGGUGUUGUAGCACCACAUGCCCCAGUUAAUAAUUUUAUAUUAAGAACGAUGUGCAGAUUUUUUUUACUGUAAUAGAAUCUCAAUGUACCAUUUGAGUAAACCGUGUGUAUUUAUUCAUACCUAAAUUUGCGCGUGGUGGAAAGAUUUGUUAAAUAUUUGUUUCUAUAGUUUGUUUUUCUGUCAGCUUUGAUUUCACUACAUUCUGUUAAUAUUUAAGAUAUGGUUGAAUUGCCAAAUUAAAUUUUUGCCAAACAUUCUUGUAUAGACCUUAUAUGUGAUGUUGUUUUGUAGAUGGAAAAUAUCAUUCCACAUAUUAUUGCAAUACAAAUGCAAUUUUACAUUUAGUGUUUUUUAAGAUACA
Molecule: messenger RNA, 1334 nt
Organism: Magallana angulata
Lineage: Eukaryota; Metazoa; Mollusca; Bivalvia; Ostreida; Ostreidae
Product: cysteine dioxygenase type 1-like
Exons: 3
Coding region: 406-1002 (198 amino acids)
Biological process (GO): L-cysteine catabolic process
Molecular function (GO): cysteine dioxygenase activity; ferrous iron binding
Source: RefSeq, a predicted model, not a curated record